AUGCGCUUGAGUUUCGCCCGCGGUAGAUAUGUGCUGCUGUCCCGCGAAUAGUAGGAUACGGUGUGAAUUAUAUUAUAUCUGUGUUCUAUAAUAGAAUGUGUAACAGGUUGUCACGGACGUGGAUGCGGACAGCUGGAAGGUGAAAAUGAACGGUGUGAUUAUCCCAAACACCCCUAUUGCGGUGGACUUUUGGCAGAUCAGACGGUGCAAUAACGUCCGGCUCUUUUUCCUGUCCCAUAUGCACAGCGAUCAUACCAUUGGGUUGUCUUCUACAUGGAUGCAUCCUCUGUAUUGUUCCCCCGUCACCUCGAAGAUCCUCCAACAUAAAUUGAAGGUUAACAGUAAGUUGAUCCAUCCCUUGGAGGUUGACCAUUGUCAUGUCCUGCCACUGGAUGACAUGGGGAAGGAGACUGUCACUGUCACCUUAAUAGAUGCCAACCACUGCCCUGGCUCUGUCAUGUUUCUUUUUGAAGGUUACUUUGGUACGAUUCUAUACACAGGUGACUUUCGAUACAGCCCUUCUAUGGUGACUUUUCCUCCGCUCUGUAAAAAGAAGACAAUUGAUGUUUUGUAUUUGGACAAUACAAACUGCAAACCUGAUCAAAAGCUGCCUUCGCGACAAGAAGCAACAGAUCAGAUAAAAGAAGUCAUUGAAAAGCAUCCAGAACAUGAAAUAGUGAUUGGCCUUUACAGUUUGGGAAAAGAAUCUCUCUUGGUUGAUUUGGCAAAGACAUUUAAAACUUGGAUAGUUGUGAGUCCUCAAAGACUCGAGCUUCUCAGUAUCUUGGAAUUGGAAGAUGUUUUUACGACCGAGGAAGGAGCUGGUAGAAUCCACGUUGUAGAACAGUCGGAAGUUAAUUAUGCCAAUAUGGUACGGUGGAACCAUACCUGUCCAACCAUAGCUAUUCUUCCCACCAGUCGGAAAGUCAAAGUCUGGCAUAAGGAUGUUCAUGUAGUUCCAUACUCUGAUCAUUCCUCUUUUGAUGAACUUACAGAGUUUGUAUCAAAGAUAGAACCUUGUUCCAUCGUUCCUGUAGUAAAAACAGAAAAAUGUGAGGUUCUUUUCAAACAAUACUUAAAUACUCUGAAGGAACCCUGCCGAGUAAUGAUUCCAGAGUCGGUGAAAGCUUUUAUGAAGAAAAAAGUUGGGAAGGAAGCUUCUGCACAUCUAUUCAAGGCUCCCAUUGUGAAGCGUGCUGCUAGAGGUGUGGAGUUUGAGUCUCCUGAUAAGAGGUCACACUGUAAUGUAGACUUUUCUACCCUUCAAUCAAAACAGAAAAGCACUCCAAAAAUAUUAGACAGAGAGCCUGACUUGGAAGUAGGACAAAAUCAUUUCUUGAAUUCUGUAGAAGUGAAGGCUGGGGUAUUGUUAUCGGAAUCAAGAACAAUAGAAUCUAAUCAAGAGCAAACCACAUUCUCCAACACGAGUGUUCAAUCUGAUGAUGGCCUUUUCGAGAUGGACUCCACAAUAUUUUGGUCCCCUAAAAACAGGAAUGUCUCUGUGAUGUCCGAGGCUUCGCUCUUAUUGCCAGAGGCUGAAUCUGCAGCUCAUUGCAGCAGUACAACGUUCUCAGAUAUUCAAUUUUCAUUUAAACACACUGUAUCGGACUGGGAAAAGGUGUGUAGACUAUCUUUAUUGCCUCUGAAAAACCAGAAAAAAACUGGCCCUCAAAACUUUCAAAUACAAGCUGAGGAGUACCUUAAGAAAUUCUGUUCAAAAGAAAGUCUGUUCUGAUUAUUUAAUGGGAAGAAUGAUGCACUUUAUUUUCUACAAUAAAAUAUUUGUUUUACAGUUUCU
Molecule: messenger RNA, 1798 nt
Organism: Spea bombifrons (plains spadefoot toad)
Lineage: Eukaryota; Metazoa; Chordata; Amphibia; Anura; Pelobatidae
Gene: DCLRE1B
Product: DNA cross-link repair 1B
Exons: 5
Coding region: 146-1735 (529 amino acids)
Biological process (GO): double-strand break repair via nonhomologous end joining; protection from non-homologous end joining at telomere; interstrand cross-link repair
Molecular function (GO): damaged DNA binding; 5'-3' DNA exonuclease activity
Source: RefSeq, a predicted model, not a curated record